AUGCUCUUGCAUCCCAUUGUUCAGUUGCGCACGGCGUCUAUUGCUCGGGCCACGCAACUAGACCCUAUCACUAAUAAGCAGCAAAGUGUACGCGCUAACAGACCUCCCAAGCAGAGUCAUACACCUCAGAUCGUCAUGUCUUUCCUCACCUCCGUACGUGCAUCGAUCACCCACCGCGUGGCCAUCAGACCAAGCUACAGGGCCGUCUCAGCCUUCCACAACUCCCCCGCUCGCCUGGGCUUGAACGAGUCAGAUGGGAACCGGGAUGAUCUGGACUCCUACUACGAGGCUGAGAAGGAAGAUCUGUUGAAGAGUACCAAGGAGGGCAAGGCGAAGUGGAAGGGCGAGCUUGCUAGCAACAGUGAGGCAUCGGUCAAGGCGGACCGCGGCGAGCUUGACAGCGACGAUAAGGACUUCCAAUCACUCCAAAGUCGCACUAAGGAUCUGCCGAACAGGAGUGGGCCUGUGAACAAAACUCAAUAG
This is a messenger RNA of Aspergillus fumigatus Af293, 483 nucleotides long. RefSeq lists its product as uncharacterized. NCBI's taxonomy places the organism in Eukaryota, Fungi, Ascomycota, Eurotiomycetes, Eurotiales, Aspergillaceae. The record is from RefSeq and is a predicted model, not a curated record.